CACUCUCCAAUCUCCAACAGUAUCGUUUCAGCAGUGCCUUGGUUCUCAUCUUGCUGCGUAAAGUUUAAAAAUAUAAAAAAUCCCACUAAAUUGGUUAAGUAGAAUACAUUUGCAUUUACAACAUUCAAUUUGAACCACGUCCUAAGACCAGGAGACAACGAACUUUAAAGAGUAUUUUCAAUUAAAAGAAACAACCAGAAGAAAAGCAUCACACCAUGUAUCCAUUUGGCUCGGGAGGUCCUCAGCCACCCAACACUUCAGCUCCCUAUCCUCAGGCGCCUUUUGGUUCUGGUAUGCCACAACCAGGACAGUCUCCCUACCCACAUGCAUCACCCUAUCCACAACCUCAUGCCUCACCCUACCCUUCCAAUCCUGCACCCUAUCCCUCCCAACCAUCGUCGAUUCCUUAUCCAAACUACAACCCAAAUCCUGGAUAUCCUACGCAAACGCCUGGAUAUCCUCCAUCGACGUAUCCUCAAGGUGGCGGUGGCUAUCCUCCCCAGCCCAGUCAAGGUUACCCACCCUUUGGGGCUGGAUACCCGCCCACAAAUACAUCCUCACCCUAUCCUAAUCCCUAUUCCCAAACCCCGAGCUCUACACCAGCAACAACUCCCUACCAAAACCCAUAUCCCCCAGCCCCGGCCAAUCCCUAUCCAUCUCAGGCGCCAACUGGCGGCCUGUACCCUGGAAUGCCUGGAACCGGCGGAGGCGCUGCCAUGGGCAUGGCGCAGUGCUUCACCGAGAUGAAGACCCACGUCACGAGAAUUAAUAGUGAGAUCAAGUCCAAGGGAACACCAACAGUCACUGCAGCCCCGAACUUUGAUCCGCUUGCUGAUGCCAAAAUUCUCAGGAAAGCCAUGAAGGGUUUUGGAACAGAUGAAGAUGCCUUGAUCAAUGUGAUCUGUCGUCGUACAAAUGAGCAGCGUCAAAUGAUUGCUAGGGAUUAUAAGACCAAUUUUGGGAAGGACCUCAUUGAGGACAUCAAGUCUGAGACGACUGGAAACUUUGAGAAUCUCUUAGUGGCUCUCAUGACACCCAUUGUGGACUUUUAUGCCAUGGAACUGCAUGAGGCAAUGUCUGGAAUGGGAACAGAUGAGGAUGUCUUGAUUGAGGUGUUGGGAUCCAUGUCCAACUACGAGAUCCACACCAUCAAAUAUGCAUAUGAGAAGAUAUACGGUCAGAGUUUGGAGAACAGACUCAUGUCCGAGACAUCCGGAAACUUCAAGAGACUCCUGGUGUCCCUGUCAGUCGGUGGACGUGAUGAGAGCGGUGUUGUAGAUUCUGCAGCUGCCCAAAAUGAUGCCCGAGAGCUUCUUAAGGCUGGUGAAUUGCGAAUUGGCACAGAUGAGAGUACCUUCAACAUGGUCUUGUGUCAGCGCAACUAUCCUCAGCUUAGAUUGGUUUGUGAGGAAUACCAGAAGAUGACUGGUCAUGGCCUCGACAAAGCCAUCAGGAAAGAAUUCUCUGGAGAUGUAAUGGAGGGUUUACUGGCCAUCGUGGCAGUGGUUUGCAACAAAACGGAGUAUUUUGCAUCUUUGCUUAAGAAGAGCAUGGCUGGGAUUGGCACCAAUGACCGGCAAUUGAUCCGCCUCGUAGUGACCCGAUGCGAAAUUGACCUGGCAGACAUUAAGGCAACCUUCGAACGCCUCUAUGGCAAAAGUUUGAAGAGCUGGAUUAAGGGAGAUACAUCUGGACACUACAAACAUGCCCUAUAUGCUCUCAUAGGCGAAGAGAGAUCCUCAUAAAAUCCGUCUUUUAAAUUGUUCUAUUUUUUCUAUGUAUUGCGUUUUUCAAGUUCCAUUAAUGUGACAAAGCGAGCUAAUAUGAAUUUCUUCCAGCAAUUCUCUCUGUAAUUAAAACUGUGGGUUGGAAUUGAAGGGGAAGAGCCAAGAAUUAUAAUAUUAACAUCUUCCUCUCUGGCCGCAAGUUUCUUUCUCAAUAAAGAUGUUCGCGCUGAAAUUUGCACAA
This is a messenger RNA of Phlebotomus papatasi, 1968 nucleotides long. RefSeq names its product annexin B11. The coding region runs from base 216 to 1745 and encodes 509 amino acids. The transcript has 6 exons. The record is from RefSeq and is a predicted model, not a curated record. Gene Ontology annotation, cellular component: cytoplasm. NCBI's taxonomy places the organism in Eukaryota, Metazoa, Arthropoda, Insecta, Diptera, Psychodidae. Gene Ontology annotation, molecular function: calcium-dependent phospholipid binding; calcium ion binding.